Dioscorea cayenensis subsp. rotundata (Guinea yam) is the source of this 600-nucleotide messenger RNA. RefSeq lists its product as uncharacterized. The record is from RefSeq and is a predicted model, not a curated record. The transcript is spliced from 2 exons. Gene Ontology annotation, molecular function: hydrolase activity, hydrolyzing N-glycosyl compounds. Lineage: Eukaryota; Viridiplantae; Streptophyta; Magnoliopsida; Dioscoreales; Dioscoreaceae. Bases 1 to 600 code for a protein of 199 amino acids.
AUGCAGAGAAUAUAUAUAGUCGGUGGGCAUAUUAGUGAGGAUCAGGAGAAGGGAAAUGUCUUCACCAACCCUUCAAAUGAGUGUGCAGAAUUCAAUAUGUUUCUUGAUCCCUUAGCCGCAAAGACAGUAGUAGAAUCUGAGCUCGAUGUCACAUUAAUCCCUCUUGAUGCUCAGCGCAAAGUGACUUCUUUUGGUUUGGUCUUAAAACACUUGCAGCAGAAACUGAAGACAUCCGAAUCAGUGUUUGUGCAUCAUCUGCUCUCAAGAUUGCAUAAUUUACAGAAAAGACAUAAAGCAUACAAUCAUAUGGAUAUAUUUUUGGGAGAAAUCCUUGGCGCUGUGUUCAUGGUUGCUAGUGAUCAUCUAAAUCCAAUAAUCAAAGCCAAGCCAGUGAAUGUCCUCGCAGGUAAUAUCAACACAGAUGGACAAAUAGUUGUCAAUGAAGGACAGGGGAAAAUAAUUAAUGCAUUGGAAAGUUUGGAUUCUGAAGCAUACUACAAUAAUUUCGCAAAAUUACUCGGGGAGAAAAAACAAUCUGCCGUAAUCAGUAGCUUUGCUGAACAAAAGAGAAUGUGGAGGAUGCCACCUAAUGCUUCCUAA